AUUGCAUAUACUGGAUACAGUUAGAUAAGAAAAGAUGGUCAGAGUUAGUGUGCUGAAUGAUGCUCUCAAGAGCAUGUACAAUGCCGAAAAGAGGGAAAAGCGUCAGGUCAUGAUUAGACCUUCAUCAAAAGUCAUCAUCAAGCUCCUCAUUAUUAUGCAGAAGCAUGGUUACAUCGGAGAAUUUGAGUACGUCGAUGAUCAUAGGUCCGGAAAGAUUGUUGUCGAACUGAAUGGAAGGCUAAACAAGUGUGGUGUCAUUAGUCCUCGCUUCGAUGUUGGAGAUUGA
This is a messenger RNA of Solanum stenotomum, 286 nucleotides long. Its product is annotated as 40S ribosomal protein S15a-1-like. The coding region runs from base 35 to 286 and encodes 83 amino acids. Gene Ontology annotation, molecular function: structural constituent of ribosome. The transcript has 2 exons. Lineage: Eukaryota; Viridiplantae; Streptophyta; Magnoliopsida; Solanales; Solanaceae. Gene Ontology annotation, cellular component: ribosome; cytosolic small ribosomal subunit. The record is from RefSeq and is a predicted model, not a curated record. Gene Ontology annotation, biological process: translation.